AAUUUCAUUCAUACCAGGAAGUCAGAUUCACACUACAUGACGCCAAUGGAUGACGUAAGCUCUUCAAAGAGACCAUAGUAGAAUACAGAGCUGUUACCUGAGGUUGGCUCUUGUAUUCAUGCAAUUCAUUUAAGAAACAACGAGGAAGGAGAUUUCGGCCUUCAAAAAUAGUGCGCGUGGGGAAAUUGUAAAAAAGUAACGGAAUGAUUAUUCGAGUUCUGCAUCUUCUCUACUGCGAGUCCUACCUUAUUGGACAUCAUUCUCGUACGUGACGCUCAGUGGAUCACUCAGUCCCUUUUCCUCGACUCUAGUGUAGGAUGGUCUAUGGACUCCGAGCCCCUUUUCGUCUGUCCAGGUCUGGAUCUGAAGGACGGGUCCUGGCUAAUGUCCGAGGGCCGAUCACCUUAAUUAUUCCACAACGGAAGCGCGUCCGAAAACUAUGCCGCGUUAUAAUCCGUCGCCCCUUCCGAAAGGCUCCGAUAGAUAUCGCGGGGAGGAGAGCAGCGACAGCAAUGGCUGCUCUCACUUUGAGAAACGACGUCUGAUAGCGUUAGCGCGUAGAAAGCUCCAAGCCAUGCAAAGGAAAAGCAUCGUCUGAUGGGGAGGAGCCGUCCUCCUUUCGAGUUCAUCGACGUAGAGAAAGGAGAAGGGAAUGGAAGGUUUGAAGAUUCCCCCAUCGGCUCCAUCAUGGAGCGAUGGCGGAAUCGCAAUGACAAUCCCAAUCCCAAUCCCGCGUUCUCAAACACAAACCAUCGGAGGAACUUUGAGACGGGCCGACCCACGGGUCCUGGAAGCUCUGGAGGAGUCCUCUCCAACGCCGCGUUCCGAGAUGUAAACCAUCAAAACCAAAAGAGAAAGCUGCCAGCCAUUUUGGAAAUAUGGAGACGAAGCAGUGAAGCCCCCUGGCGCUGUCUGUCGGUCGGUCGGAAGAAAUAGCGCCUCCCCUCCUGCUCUUCUUUUGUUCAGAGCACCUGAGUAGCGCCGCGCGCGUCCGGAAGUGGGAACCGGUAUUUGCGGCCACCACGAAAUUCUGGGGAUGAUGAAUGCGAACCCCGGAAAUAGUGAACGACCCUUCUUCUUCUCCGUGUCGAGAGCAUCUGCAUCUGUCACCAGCGCUUUGUAUUUCGUGUACGUAUGAUCUCCUCUUUCGGGGCCCGGCUAUCUGCUGCUGCAGAACGCGCUUGGGGGCCGCGUUCGCAAGCCCCUACUGCUCCCCUUUCCCCUCUCCCUAGAACGAUUCUGGCUUCGCAUUUAGCCAUGUUCACUCUGCCCGGCACGUUCCAUGGACUGUGCGGCUCUUCACAACCUUCUCUUUUAUUUCGUUGGUUCGUUGGUGACGUCAAAG
Marchantia polymorpha subsp. ruderalis is the source of this 1345-nucleotide messenger RNA. The record is from the annotation of a GenBank genome assembly. NCBI's taxonomy places the organism in Eukaryota, Viridiplantae, Streptophyta, Marchantiopsida, Marchantiales, Marchantiaceae.